Grosmannia clavigera kw1407 is the source of this 270-nucleotide messenger RNA. RefSeq lists its product as uncharacterized. The record is from RefSeq and is a predicted model, not a curated record. The transcript has 2 exons. NCBI's taxonomy places the organism in Eukaryota, Fungi, Ascomycota, Sordariomycetes, Ophiostomatales, Ophiostomataceae. The coding region runs from base 1 to 270 and encodes 89 amino acids.
AUGAACCAGCAGGUCAUUGACGGCGCUACCUCGAGCGACCAGCAAGAUGACAGGAGGAUCUUGCAGAAGCGAGAUUACUCUGCAGUUUCACUAGCUACCGCGGCAGGUGACGAGCGCGAUAGGCCAACCGACUUCGGACUGGCCUCUGGAGAGGCGGCUGCUCUGUGGACGGAGUGGUCGGAGGAGCUGCUGCAGCACUCUAGCGACCCAUAUCCAGAUUCGGGCGCGGGCUCGCAGCAGCGAUCCCGGCAAGCAGUCGUAUGCUUCUGA